Molecule: messenger RNA, 1550 nt
Organism: Plutella xylostella (diamondback moth)
Lineage: Eukaryota; Metazoa; Arthropoda; Insecta; Lepidoptera; Plutellidae
Molecular function (GO): protein binding
Source: RefSeq, a predicted model, not a curated record
ACUCAGCUUAAUAUUUAUUGUUUCUAAUAUUUAAUCAAAGGGAGUUUAACAUUUUAUUUUCUUAUCUGAGACCACAACAACGGAACCCAAAAAUAGAUCAUUCUGUGUCUGAUUUGCCAUCAUCAUCAUCAUCAUCAUCAGCAUGACGCAAGCCCCCCCUCCCGUCACUGACUUCGAGGGCUACCUGGCCUACGCGUGCAGCCAGCUCGAGGUGGAUGUCCACCUCGUCAUCACCAGGGUGCAGAUUUCUCCUCAAGCUAGCAGACACACAACGGCAAGACAUGAAAAAAAGGUAUCCAAGGUGUCAACAGCAGAGACGAAACCUGAAGAACCCAAGGAAACACAAGUUCAGAACACCGACAAAGUAGACAAACAUAGGAAAAUUGGACUCUUGAGCUUUCGACCUACCGGUGACUAUACCGAUGAAAUAGAAAACCAAGUCAUCGUGACAACCGUGUACGAACACAAUACCCUGGUGCAAAUCAAAUUCGAGAAGAGAAUACCCAGAGAGAUGUUGAAAAUCAUAGGCCUGAUACUCCCGUACCAGCAGGCGGUAACAUCCUUGACUUUAAAGAAAGGCCUGGUCCACUACACGAUGCAUGAGCUCAGACAUUUCCUCCCGAAGAUGCCAGCGUUGACGGAACUGUGUUUCGAUGGCUCGUAUUUGGCUGAAGCCAACUUUGAGGUGCUGCUUGAUGACCCAACAAAUGUACGCCAUCUGUCUCUAGCUAGGUGCUGCAUUGACGACUUAGUUGUAGAGAAAAUUGCAGAAAAAAUAAGUCACAGACAGGCUGCCAAGAAACUGACUGCUCUAAAUCUUUCAACGAAUAGAAUAACUGAUAUUGGGGCGAAGCAUUUAGCAGACGCGCUUCGACGCAAUAGGCAACUAGCCUACUUAAACUUGAAUGAUAACCUAAUAACUGACGAAGGCGCUAAGGAAAUAUUUGAUGUCUUGAAACCUUUUCCCCUGACUAUGGAAGAGGUAAUGGCAAAAAAAGCAUGUUACAUCAAAUACUUAUUGAAGAAAAUGGAGAUCAAAUCAGAUUCAGAUGACGAGGAAAUAACUAAAAGCAAAUUAUCAGUAUCUCAGUCUGAGAACAACACUAAAAAAGCUAGUCUGUAUUCAGUGAAGACAUUACAACCCAGUAAAAGAACAGAUUCUGCAGUUUCCAAAGAAUCUGAAUUGCUGGACGAAGAGUUUAAAUAUCCUUUUAACAAACAUAACCUUAUAAAUAAAGAAGGACUGACAUAUUGCCUAGGCAAUAAUAACCUUGUUGUGCUCAAUUUAGCCUACAACGAUUUGAGUUACCUGACACUGAAGAAAUUGAAAGAUGUGCUAGACAGUCAGAUAGAACUAGAUAGACAACCUAGAGGGUUGAUGAAGGUCUGCAUAGAAGGAAACAAUAUGCCAAGUUCUUGCCAAGAAUUGGACCAAAUCAAAGAAAUUUUCCAAUGUAACGAAGUUGUACAGGAACAAAAGAAGAAAAAUUCAGCUACGCUCAAGAAAAAAACUAAGAUAAUGUGAAUACAUUUUAUGCUCUAUAAUUUUA